Thamnophis elegans (Western terrestrial garter snake) is the source of this 2523-nucleotide messenger RNA. It is a transcript of the gene SPG7, whose product is annotated as SPG7 matrix AAA peptidase subunit, paraplegin. The record is from RefSeq and is a predicted model, not a curated record. Bases 83 to 2470 code for a protein of 795 amino acids. The transcript is spliced from 17 exons. Lineage: Eukaryota; Metazoa; Chordata; Lepidosauria; Squamata; Natricidae. Gene Ontology annotation, cellular component: membrane; m-AAA complex. Gene Ontology annotation, molecular function: ATP-dependent peptidase activity; ATP hydrolysis activity; metalloendopeptidase activity. Gene Ontology annotation, biological process: mitochondrial protein processing; protein-containing complex assembly.
GCGGCGGCGGCCAUCUUGAGGCCGGGCUGCCCGCUUCCUAGAUGGCCGCCGCCUUCCCGUCGCGCGGCCUGCCUGCCCGGGGAUGACGGGCGCCGCCUCGCUGCUGCUGCUGCUGCUCCGGCGCGGGGGCCGCGGCGGCCUCCUCCUCCGGCCACAGGCUCCUCUGCCGGGCGGCCCCCAGGGGGCUCUGGCGCGCCGCUGGAGCCGGGCCCCCGCGGAGCAGAGGCCAAGCGGCGACCUUCAGCCGCGGCUGCCCGGCCCGCUCUCCAGGGGCUGCUGGGCCCGGCCUGCCUGGACCCCCGCCCGGCUGCGGAGGCUGUUGGAUCAGAGGUUCCUGGCCUUGACUGCAGGCUUCCUUACUGGUGGCGCCUGCUGCUAUUUUUCCACGUCUGGUUCUCAUCGCAAUGACCGAAGCGGGGGGAAGCCCAAAGGGAAAGCCCCCAAGGAAGAUGAGGAGGAAAAGAGGCGCCGGGAGAGGGAAGACCAGAUGUACCGCGAGCGGCUGAAGGUCCUCUUCUUCAUCGCCAUCAUCAUGAGCCUGCUCAACUCACUGACCACCAGCGCGGGAAGCAUCUCCUGGAACGACUUCGUCAAUGAGCUGCUGGCCAAGGGGGAGGUGCAGAGCGUGCAGGUGGUGCCGGAGAGCGAAAUCGUGGAGAUCCACUUGCACCCGGGAGCCGUUGUCUUUGGGUGGCCCAAGCUGAGCCUGACCUACGUGAUGAAGGUGGCAAACAUCGACAAGUUCGAGGAGAAAUUGCGAGCGGCCGAGGAGGAGCUGAACAUCGACCUGAGCGACCGGAUCCCCGUCUCUUACAGGCGCAGCAGCUUCUUUGGAAAUGCCCUCUACACCUUGGGGAUGACUGUGGUGAGCGUCGGCAUUCUAUGGUACAUUUUCCGGCUGGCUGGCAUAUCGGGAAGGGAAGGCGCCUUCAGUGCCUUCAACCAGCUGAAAAGGGCUCGCUUCACAAUCGUGGACGGCAAAUCUGGGAAGGGCAUCAGUUUCAAGGACGUGGCAGGCCUGCACGAGGCCAAGAUGGAAGUCAAGGAAUUUGUGGAUUACCUGAAGAGUCCGGAGCGCUUCCUCCAGCUGGGAGCCAAAGUGCCCCGAGGGGCCCUCUUGCUCGGGCCACCCGGCUGCGGCAAGACCUUGUUGGCCAAAGCGGUGGCUACGGAAGCCCAAGUGCCAUUCCUGGCGAUAGCUGGCUCCGAAUUUGUGGAGGUGAUUGGCGGCCUUGGCGCUGCCCGGGUGCGGAGCCUCUUCAAGGAAGCCCGGGCUUGUGCCCCGUGCAUCGUUUACAUAGAUGAAAUCGACGCGGUUGGGAAAAGGCGUUCGACAAACAUGUCCGGCUUCUCCAACACCGAAGAGGAGCAGACCCUGAACCAGCUGCUGGUAGAAAUGGACGGGAUGGGGACCACGGACCACGUCAUCGUGCUGGCGUCCACCAACCGAGCUGAUAUCCUGGACAACGCCCUCAUGAGACCCGGGAGGCUGGACCGCCACAUUUUUAUCGAUCUGCCCACUCUGCAGGAGAGGAGGGAGAUCUUCGAGCAACACCUGAAGGGGCUGAAGCUCUCCCAGCCCAGCAGCUUCUACUCCCAGCGCUUGGCUGAACUCACCCCAGGCUUCAGCGGAGCUGAUAUUGCCAACAUCUGUAACGAGGCGGCUCUCCACGCUGCCAGGGAGGGAUACAAGUCCAUCGACACCAUCAGCUUUGAGAGUGCUGUGGAGAGAGUCAUCGCAGGAGCUGCCAAGAGAAACAAGAUCCUUUCGCAGGAGGAGCGGAGAGUGGUGGCAUUCCACGAAUCGGGCCACGCCUUGGUGGGCUGGCUGUUGGAGCACACCGAAGCAGUGCUGAAGGUGUCCAUAGCUCCCCGCACAAACGCCGCGCUGGGCUUUGCCCAGAUCCUGCCAAAGGACCAGUACCUCCUGACCAAGGACCAGCUCUUCGAGCGGAUAUGCAUGGCGCUGGGGGGCAGAGUCGCGGAAGCCAUCACCUUUAACAAAGUGACCACAGGGGCCCAAGAUGACCUCCGGAAGGUCACCAGGAUAGCCUACUCCAUGGUGAAGCAAUACGGCAUGAUGCCCGCCAUCGGCCACCUGUCCUUCCCAGAGACGGAAAGCGGCAGUCGGGGGGUCGGAAGGCGCCCCUUCAGCCAAGGGCUCCAGCAGAUAAUGGACCACGAAGCGAAGUUGCUGAUCGCCCAGGCGUAUAGGCGCACAGAGAAGCUGCUGAUGGACAACCGGGAUAAACUGCAGAUGCUGGCAGACGCCCUCUUGGAGAAAGAAGUGAUCAACUACGAGGACAUCGAAGCCCUUCUCGGCCCUCCCCCACACGGGCCCAAGAAGACGAUCUCUCCCCAGAGCUGGAUUGAAGCCGAGAGGGACAAGCAGGACAGGGGAGAGGAAGAGCCCUCUCCCCAGCUGCCCCACUACAAGGAGGAGCAGGAGCCUCACCUGAACUCCGUUUGAAGCCCGACCAUGAAGCGAGUAGCCGCUUGGGUUCAGGGUUUUUCUUCCAAAGG